This is a messenger RNA of Amyelois transitella, 2361 nucleotides long. It is a transcript of the gene st4, whose product is annotated as facilitated trehalose transporter Tret1. The coding region runs from base 104 to 1681 and encodes 525 amino acids. The transcript is spliced from 7 exons. Gene Ontology annotation, biological process: transmembrane transport; carbohydrate transport. The record is from RefSeq and is a predicted model, not a curated record. Gene Ontology annotation, molecular function: sugar transmembrane transporter activity. Gene Ontology annotation, cellular component: membrane. NCBI's taxonomy places the organism in Eukaryota, Metazoa, Arthropoda, Insecta, Lepidoptera, Pyralidae.
AUCUGAUAUGAGAGUGUGUCUCCAGAUUCAGUAGCUAUCAUCGUCUCGUUGAAGUGUGUUGGUUAGUUUCGUGGGUUCCAGGAUUUACAGGACUUUGGUGACAAUGACAGAGGAACAAGGGACGAGUGUGGAUGUGGAGCAGCCUUCCCCCCCGAGCGAACCCCCUGGACCACCAGCCAGGAACGGGAAUCCCAAGAUACUGCAGCGAAUCGAAACUGUCCCAGAUAUCAAGCGGGAUACGUCCGGGAUCACUACCCAGUAUAUUGCUACUGGAAUUGUGAAUCUUGGCGCGUUUGCAUCAGGUGCAUGCAUGGCGUGGUCUUCAUCAGCGCUUCCUCAUUUGAUCAGCAAUGAGGCUCCAUUGGAAUCAGUUUUGUCGGAUGGGUUUGACCCACGUCCUCGGCUGACGUUAACUCACUCAGCAGCGUCAUGGACCGCGUCUCUUCUCUGUCUUGGAGCGCUGUUCGGAGCAAUACCCACUGGUCUCAUAUCAGAGCAUUUUGGAAGAAAGAAGACCUUGCUGUACCUUGCCUUGCCGCUGGUGGUGUCGUGGAUUAUGGUCGCUUCAAGUCCAAACGUCUACGGGUUGUACGUAGGCAGAUUCGUCGGUGGAGUAGCCGUUGGGGCUUUCAGCGUCGGCAUUCCUCCGUACGUAGAGGACAUAGCUGAGAGCGACCUCCUGCCGACCUUGGCGAACUUCUACCAUGUACACCUCGCGUGUGGGGUCCUUUUUGGUUAUAUUGUUGGUAUGAUUCCAAGCGCCACUUGGUUAUCCGUUAUCUGUACAACAAUACCAAUAGCGUUCUUCGUUGCAUUCAUCUUCCUUCCUGAAUCACCUGCCUAUCUUCUCUCCCAAGGCAAAUAUAACGAAGCUAAAGCAGCAUUGAGAUAUUUCCGAGGCAUCGAUAAUGAUGUCGACUCAGAAUAUAAAGAACUGAAGGAGCAAAUGAGAAAUAACGUAAAGCAUAACGUGACGUUCAAAGAACUAUUCAGCACUAAAGGCACAAUCAAAGCUCUAGUCGUCUCUUUCGGACUUAUGGUCUUUCAGCAAAUGAGCGGUAUAUAUCCCGUCCUUUUCUAUGCGAAGAAUAUCUUCAACACAUUUUCGAUUACGAUGAAUUUGCCAAGCGCUGCUAUCAUCCUUGGAUUUUGUUUAGUCUCAUCAACUUAUUUUUCUACUAUGUUGUUGAAGAAAGUAAGAAGACGCGUCUUAUUACUUUUCUCUUUCACACUUAUGGCUAUUAGCUUAGCAUUAUUAGCUACAUACUUCCAUUUGAAAGCAUCACAAAUGGUACAGAAUAAUACUUGGGUUCCAUUGUUAUGUCUAUGUAUGUUUGUCAGUGUAUACGCAUCUGGUGUCGGGCCGAUCCCAUGGUUAAUGCUAAGAGAGAUAUUUCCAUCGAACGUUAGACGAAGAGCCACAGCUAUAACUGCUGGUUUUCACUGGUUUUUAGCAUUUGGUGUGACCAAACUAUUCCAGAAUUUGGUCGCUAAGGUUCAACCAGGAUGGGCGCUUUGGUAUUUCGCUAUUAUAUGUGUAGUGGGUACGAUAUUUGUAUAUUUCUUCGUACCAGAAACUAAAGGCAGAUCGUUACAGGAGAUCCACAAUGAAUUUGAUGGUAUACAUAAGAAGAGGAAGCACAGACAUGUCAUUGAAGUUGAGAGUGUUUCAGAACCCUGAUUUAGAAUAAAUUUAAUUUGGCUUAAAAUUUAUUCAAAAUCAGUAUUCGAAUAUUGUUCUGAAUUUGACGUACUGCUAAAAAUAUUUAUUUUUUAAUGAUUAUGAGGGACUAUAAGUGUAAAUGUAAGACUUAAUAAAAUCAAAGAGACGCUAUGUAGAUAGAAAUAAACAUUAUUUAAAUUAUUUGUGUUAAUAAUAAAAUAAGACAUAAAACGAGAUGAAUUAUGCAUUCAAGAGAUAUCAGACAUAUCGACAAUCAACAAUUUAGAAUCUUUAUUAUAAUUUUUAUCUAUUUUGAUAACUUAAUAAUUUUAUGGGCCUAAAGGCAAAUAAUAAACUUAAUAUUUCUUUAUUUUUAAAUGAUACAGUAAGGGAUUCCACAUUAGGUAGAUUAAGUUAAUUUAUUAUCGAUUAUUAAUAGUAUAUAUAAAUUCAGAGAUCAUGUACUCUUAUAAUAUUUCUUUUACUAUUUAUUUUGCUACAAUAUUCCGGCUAGAGCCGAAUUUAAUUUAAUUUUGCAAAGAAAGUUAAAAGCGUAUCGUUUUGAAACUUUCAAAUUGGAAUUGACAAAUUUUUUUAAAUAUUAGUUAAUUGAAGACUUGGUAGGGGGUAGGAAGAGAUAUUUAGGACAAGUAUUUAUUUUUUAUUAUGUUUAUUGUAAUAAAAUUUAUUUUACACUA